This is a messenger RNA of Hyalella azteca, 4403 nucleotides long. Its product is annotated as alkaline phosphatase. The record is from RefSeq and is a predicted model, not a curated record. The coding region runs from base 291 to 1949 and encodes 552 amino acids. Gene Ontology annotation, biological process: dephosphorylation. The transcript is spliced from 11 exons. Gene Ontology annotation, molecular function: alkaline phosphatase activity. NCBI's taxonomy places the organism in Eukaryota, Metazoa, Arthropoda, Malacostraca, Amphipoda, Hyalellidae.
GUGAUCAUUGUUUCGCCUUUGUUUCAUCUAUGCCUAGUCACGAAUGGAUCUUCCCUAUGUUAAGACGGGGGUUAACUUAGAUAUCGACUCAUUGAUUAUUUUACAAUGUCACUUAAUUUCUUUGCAUACGUAUUGACUGGAAAGGCUCUUUUAAUCCAGCUAACCAGGCCCGUAUCCAUUUUGAUUUUCAAUUGUGCUCUUUCGUUUGCAGUCUCCUUCCUCUAUUUUCCCUUUGCUAGCCUUUAACCUUAGACAAGACAGCUACGGUAUUUGUCGUGAGUGUAUCCGUGAUGGUGGUUUUGUGGCCGCUAUCGGGGCUGCGGCUAUGCUUGCUAUCUGCGCCCUCUCUCGUGCUGUUCGCCAGCUUAGUGUCCUGUGCCGUCAACCCCGAUGAAUUGCAUUCAGGUCACUGGUACAAGCUUGGCGUGGAGGACAUAACGGAGGCACUGCAGCGGACGCAGAACACCAAGGUUGCCAGGAAUGUGCUGCUAUUCCUGGGCGAUGGCAUGGGAAUUUCCACCAUCACUGCUGGUCGCAUUUUCAAGGGCCAAAAGGAAGGAAAGUCUGGGGAAGAAGGAUACUUGUCUUUUGAACGCUUCCCAGACAUGGCCCUUCUUAAGACCUAUAACGUGGACAAGCAAGUGCCUGACAGUGCGGCCACUGCAACGGCUUUCCUUUCGGGCGUUAAAGGGAACUUUUACACCCUGGGCGUGACGGCCGCGGUCAAGAACGGCGACUGCGCCUCUUCAUUGUUGCCUGAAAAUCGACCAAAGUCCAUCCUGACUUGGGCGCAGGAGACAGGCAAAGAAACAGGCCUCGUGACGACCACGCGCAUCACGCACGCAACUCCAGGCGCUGCGUACGCCUCAUCAGCGCAGCGCGAGUGGGAGUGCGACGCUAAGAUGAAGCAGGAGGCCGAUCCUUCAGUCCUGCACUGUAAGGAUAUCGCCCGGCAGCUCGUAGAAGAUCAGCCUGGCAUGAACUUGAAGGUGAUAUUCGGCGGAGGUCGGCAAGCUUUAGGAGCUCAGUUUGACAACUCGACGGCCACUUCCUGCCGCCGUCUGGACGGUCUGAACCUGGCGCACAAGUGGCAGGAGAUGCGACAGGCUGAGGGAGCCUCUUAUGCGUACGUCACCAACACGGGGCAGCUCAGAGAUGUCAACAUUGACAACGCUGAGUUCAUUUUAGGUCUGUUUGCGGACAAUCACAUCCCGUACGAGCGCGACCGCGACCUCGGUGUUGCCGGUGAGCCGAGCCUCAGCGAGCUCACAGCCACCGCUAUCAAGAGACUCAGCCGGGCAGAGGAAGGCUACUUUCUCAUAGUUGAAGGCGGUCGCAUCGACCACGCCCUGCACGACGGCAAAGCCCAGCUGGCACUGGAGGAAAUGCAGACGUUUGACGCGGCCAUCAGCACGGCGCUGGAGCUCGUCGACCUCGACGAGACGCUCGUCAUCGUCACGGCCGACCACAGCCACGGCCUCGCCAUCAACGGCUACCCUGAACGCGGCAACGAUAUUCUGGGCACGAGCUUCUACAAAGACGGCGUUACAGACGGCAUGCCGCACAUGACUCUCAUGUUCACCACGGGGCCAGGCUUCAACUUCUCCUAUGACGGAACUAAAGUUGCGCGCGUGAACGUCUCAGGCGUUGACGCCAACGCGUCGUCGUACAUGUUCCCCGCGGCGGUGCCUACGAAGGUCGGCUGGUCCAUGCACAGCGGGGAAGACGUUGCUGUGCAUGCCGUCGGUCCGUGGUCGCACCUAUUCCAUCGGACACACGAGCAGACGUACGUGGCGCACGUCAUCGCCUACGCCGCGCAGGUCGGGCCCUUCGCGCAGCAGCGGCCCGAAGCGCCCCACGCGCUCUGCUCCUCCUCCGCUGUCGCUCCUCAGGUCUUCCAGGCCGCUGUGGUGCUCUGCGCUUUUCUUCUUCUUCUUCAGCGAGUCUAGUUAAGCGUCGUGCAUCACAGCGAUUAGAAUCGUGUUCUACCUACUCUAUGUCUUAUGACGUUACAUUAAAAUCAAUUGUUGCCGUUCAUAGUGUUCGGGAUUACCUCGAUUUUCUUCCCACUUUUUUUGUUGAGAUGUUUAUCAUUUAGUUCGCCAUUUAACUCGAUUAUUUUUAUAAAGUUUAUUACCAGUUUUUAUUCCAGUUUAUAUGAGUUUCUGCAUAAAUAUCAACCACACUAUAUUAUAUAUUUCUACCUCACUUUGUAGAAAAUAUAAUGAUUAUUUGUUCUGUUGCAAUAGGUGGAUGGAUGAGGUGUACAAGUGAUCUGCAUGUCCAUGUGCAGUUUACUCAAGUUUCCAAAGUCAUUAGUUAGUCUUCAUCCACUCUGCUGCGUGUUCAGUUCACAGCCUUUCUACGGGUCACAUUGGAACUCCGUGACCACGGUGCACACGUGGAAAACCGCAAUGCAAUAAAUAAACAUCCAUGAUAAUACAUCUCUUGACGCAAAAUGUCUUCAUUUAAUGGUAAUGCUCUAGUAAUUUUUGCAGCUGAACUAACAUAUUUAUUUGUGCCAUUUCCUACUUAUUUUCAACAUUUCAUGUAUGUAAGGUUUGCAUCGUGUUCGUUAACAGAGUUCCGAGUUAACCAAGACAUUACCAAGGCACGAUUACUGUUUCGAUUUUGGAAAGUACGUAUUCAUUUUGAGUUUAUGCCUACGACAACUUCUAUAUUCCUUACCAGUAUUAAUGUUUCAGUAUUAACUAGCCCUUAAUAUUUAAUGCUCUCAAUAUUUCAGUAUUCUUGAGGAUUACACGUAGAAAACAUUAGGAAUUGGAAGAGUCUCUUGACUUAAGUUACACUUGUUGACAAUCAUCUUGGAUUUGCGUGAAAUAUGUGACGCGUGUAAGCAGCUAUUGUCCUCGCUCUAUUUCAUAAGUUUUAUUAACAAGAAUUAUAUUAUUAACAAGCUAUAUUCGUGCUUCCAGUCAAGAUACCUGCGUUUAGCCUGUAUGUCCGCGUUGUUUUCCCUGCUUGAUACAUUAUAUUAUUUUGUAUUAUUACUCUUUGCCAAAUCUGCCGUUGAAUUCUUUGCAAAUAAUUAAGUGUUAUUUUCUCUCUACUGUUCUUAGUCAGCAUACUAACUAACUAACUAAUUAUCUAAGCACGUUUCUUGUUGUUUGACUUUAUGUUAAUUAUAGCAUCUUUUUAUGUUUAUUUUCUGUGUUUACUAACGGUAAGGUUAAUAUCUAUGACAAUCUUGGAUCUGUUAGGAUUCUUGCUGGUCUAUUGCCACUUGCCAUGUAUUGUGUAACAAAUAAUGACCUACUGAAUAUGCCUUUGUUUUUAACUGUUCUAAGUAAUGCGAUCUACGAGUACAGGUCAGGUUAGCUCAUUCACACGUGUAGCGUCUACCGCAAGUAUAAUCAGCAUUCCGAUACGUCGAUACGAUCAAGACUUAGUUGACCGGGACUCAAUGCGUACAUUAACUUAUUUUAUAAAUCUUGUGUUGGUUUGGUACAAAAAUAAUCCCGAAUGUGUUUUCGUUUCCUAGAUUUGUUACCGAUGUGCUAAAAAAUUUGCGAUAAAUGGGUGCUACUGCUUUAUGCUCAUACGGAGGAAAAUUUAGCUUCCACAGUGCGAGAUGCCGGGGAUGAAUUUUAUUUUUUUUCUGUUUUGUUUAGAGAGUUUUUACCGUUUAAUACCAGUUUCUUAAGACAAUGUGAAGGUGUCUUGCCAUAAUGUUGACUCGAUGGUUCAGCUUCAAUGUGAAGCUAGAGUAGCUUUUUCUGAUUUUCUGUCAAGCUUCUUUAAUGAUAUUUUCUUUACGCUGUCACGCAUCUCACAGGGAUUAGUUUUCAGUAGUUAUCCCCUCCAUGCUGGUAAUAAUUACUAAUACGAGUUGAUAAUUUGUGAGUUGACCUGACCAUCGCCACUGAUCAUUAUUUCGUGUCCUGUGAAAACCAUGACCGACUCUUGUCCUGCCAUUUAGGUUGCGAUGCAAUCCUGUAUCCAAGUACUUUAAGUUGAACGCGCUGUCUUUUUAGAACCCACCUUUAAGAAUUGUUAUUUAUUUGCAUUUACUUGCCAUUAUCUUGCAAGUUUGUAACGUAUUAAUUAUUCCGGAAAAUUACGAUGAUUAAGUCUUAAUUAUCUUUCUCUGAGCUUCAGUGGUUGGUUUAAAUUCGUUGUCUUAGUCUCAUCACGUCUAAGAAAUGCUACCCAAUUCGAAACCGCGACAACUUCAGGCAUGCACAAAAUGCUUUGAAUUACAUUUUAUUUAACUGACUUGAAAUUUUAUGCUCUAUUAUAACGCGAGAAGCUGUUAUUUAUUAAGGGGAUCCAAAAUCCAAUCAUUUGUGCCGAAAUGUUAACAUAAGACUUAUCAUUUUUAUUGUUAUGUGUUUUGUUUCAUUUUGUUCUAAUAUUCAAAUACAUAAAGUUUUGACUGUUGU